Messenger RNA from Lutzomyia longipalpis, 641 nucleotides. It is a transcript of the gene Vti1b, whose product is annotated as vesicle transport through interaction with t-SNAREs homolog 1B. Bases 104 to 442 code for a protein of 112 amino acids. NCBI's taxonomy places the organism in Eukaryota, Metazoa, Arthropoda, Insecta, Diptera, Psychodidae. The record is from RefSeq and is a predicted model, not a curated record. The transcript is spliced from 2 exons. Gene Ontology annotation, cellular component: endoplasmic reticulum membrane; SNARE complex; ER to Golgi transport vesicle membrane. Gene Ontology annotation, molecular function: SNAP receptor activity; SNARE binding. Gene Ontology annotation, biological process: regulation of protein localization to plasma membrane; intra-Golgi vesicle-mediated transport; retrograde transport, endosome to Golgi.
UCAGCUGGGGUUUGUCAAUUAGUGAAAGAAAAGUUUGUUUUGAUCAGAAAAGUCCCCAAGAAAUGCAAUUUUAACACAAAUUAAUCGCGAGUUUUACCUAAAAAUGGCCAACUAUGAUUGGGAGGAUCACAACAGACGCACUGUCCUCGAGGGCAGAGCCGUAUUGGAGCGAACUUCAGCGAGUUUAGCAAGAUCCAACAUUGUUGCCAUUGAAACAGAGCAAAUUGGCACGGAAAUUGUGUCCGAGUUAGGGGAGCAACGAGAAAGUCUGCUGAGAAGCCAAAGGGGCUUACAGAAUACAAAUGAAGGACUUUCCAAGUCAAGGGCAGUGCUCAAGGCGAUGCAGAAGAAUGUUUUGUACAACAAACUCACGCUCAUUUUAAUCAUUAUCCUGGAAGUUUUUAUCCUUGGUGGAUUAGUCUUCAUAAAGUUCAUCAAAUGAAUCCUGAAAAAAAAUUUUCUGUGAAGUUUUCACAGCCAGGAUGCGCCCAAAUGUAUGCCGAGGAUCUUAUUGUUUUCUUCUUUUUUUUUAGAUAACUUAUCAAUUCCAACGUUAUCAGCAUUGUCUUUUUAUGAAAAUUUCUAUUGUAUUGGAUUUGUUUAAUAUUUCAAUAUAAAUGCGCAUUUUAAGAAAAAUCUGA